AUGACAGAAAUGUCUAAAGUGGAUUAUUUCUUGAAGACACUUAACACAGAAGCGAAACAUAAGAGGAAUAAGAGCGAUGGAGUCAAGUUCGUACUCUCUGGAUUAGACUUUUGUGAUAAAUAUGUUGGCAAGUCUAGGAAAUAAAAUGGCUAAAAGAAUCAAUAGGAAAACCUUUAUGCUUCAAACUAGAAUAAAGCUUAAAUAAUGGGCUAUUUUCAAAGGUAAAGAACCAAGAAGGAAGUCCAGAUAAUUUAAAUAAAACAAUCCCUGGAAUAAUUUCACAAAGAAUGGAUACACCACUCCGAGAAAAUAAGCAAAACAACCCUAGCGACAUAUUUCACAAUAAAAGCUUGCAGAUAGUUUCAAAAAGCCGCCCAGCAUCUAUCCAGCUUGCUAAAAGGCUUCAUAGCUCACUCUCAAAACCCCAGUCAAGCCCGAGCUCCUUCCUUCGCACAAGUUUCACUCAAAAGCCGGUGACCAAGCUGUUCACAAAUUCUCACUGCCAAAAUUCAAGACCUGGAGGGAAGAUUUAUAGAAGAAAAGCUAAUGGUUUGAGAAGAAGAACAGGUGGGAAAGCUGGAUUUCGUAUCAGGGUGAGCCCUGGGAGGAAUUUUGAUGAUUUUGAAGUAUCUGGAAUGAAAAUUGGAGGGGAUAGGUAUGUCGAAGAGAGGGAUUAUGGGAGGAAGAAAGUGAAUCGAGGUGAAAAUGGUGAUAUGAUUUUGGGUGCAAUUGAAAAUCAAGUGAGAAAGCAAUUAGAUAGGAAAAAUAGAAGUAUUGUUAUAGAAAAAAAAUACAAAAAGCUUUCACAAACCAUACCUAAAGAUAAAAUCCAUCUUCUUCCAUUUGAACUCUCCCACAAUGAUAAUUUUUCUGAAGAAAAGAAGGUCAUCCCCAUUCGUUCCAAGAAAAUAACCGGAUUCUUCGGCUCCCAGAGAUUUUUCCAAGCUGCAAAAAAUGGCUAUCACAUUAAAGUCUCAGACAACAAUUAUAACAGCCUAAAGAAUGCGAUUCAGGAUUCCCAGAUUCUCAAAACUCUUCAGAACAGGCAGCUAAAUCCUGAGACCAUAUUCUUUGACUAGUUUCAAUAAA
This is a messenger RNA of Moneuplotes crassus, 1089 nucleotides long. The record is from the annotation of a GenBank genome assembly. Lineage: Eukaryota; Ciliophora; Spirotrichea; Euplotida; Euplotidae.